This is a messenger RNA of Pygocentrus nattereri (red-bellied piranha), 4241 nucleotides long. RefSeq lists its product as uncharacterized. The record is from RefSeq and is a predicted model, not a curated record. Bases 158 to 1666 code for a protein of 502 amino acids. Lineage: Eukaryota; Metazoa; Chordata; Actinopteri; Characiformes; Serrasalmidae. Gene Ontology annotation, molecular function: protein binding; RNA binding; metal ion binding. The transcript is spliced from 16 exons.
GCCAAGUGUGCCGACGGUCGAGUCUCAGGAAGCGAAGCACCAACUACCACCUUUCAGAAAAGUUUAAACAUGACGAUGAAAACCACGCUUUAAAUUUUCUUCACCUUGGGCUAUGCAUAUAUUUCUUACCUAACAAGUUUCAAAUGAAUAAUGCUGGAUGGUUGCGCUGAUGAGGUUCACCAGGGAUAUAUGCCGGUUACUGGGGCUAGGGAGUGGCUCCAGUGACAAGAGGGCAGAGGACAUGGAGACCAGUGCCACCUCAGACCACAAUAAGGACACAGUCUUGCAAGAUGUGUUGAAUGGAGAGGAGGGUCUCAGUGAAGAGGAGAAGGCCCGGAGGAGAGCGGAGAGACGAAGAGCUAAGAGGAAGCGUCAGCGAGAGCGGAAGAAACUUGAAAAGGGUAAAAAGGAUGAGCGCACUGUGCAGGCAGAGGACGAUUGUGGCGGAGGGAGUGCAGUUGACUCUGAGCUGGAAGACAGUGAUUCAGAGGAAGAAGAGGAGCAGGUGGAGGUAAAGGAGAAGGUGGAGGAGAAAGCAGAGGCUCUGUGUAAGGACAAUACAGCAGCACCACUGGCCUCAGAGAACAAAGGCAACCAGCCAUCCUCAGCUCGGCCUAGCGAAGAGGAGCCGGAAUGGGAUGUAAGCAGUGCCUUUGUUGCUAACGCUGUUAGUCACAUUAGGCCUAAAGCCAAGAGCAAAGGAGGUCGCAAAUCCAAAGAGAACAAAGAAAAUGAGGCCAGAACCAGGGAGGUCAGUGGAUCUGAGUCUGUGAAUAAAAGUGCCUCACUGACAGAAAAAGGGAUCAGGCUGGUGCAAGAGGGGCAGUACUCUCAGGCUGUUAGUAUGUUUACAGAAGCUAUUAGAUGUGACCCAAAGGACUACAGGUUUUUUGGGAAUCGCUCAUACUGUUACUACUGUCUGGAGCAGUACCCUCUGGCACUUACUGAUGCUGAAAAGUCUAUACAGAUGGCCCCAGAAUGGCCUAAAGGCUACUACCGCAAGGGAAGCGCCCUGAUGGGCCUUAAGAGGUACAGUGAGGCUGAGAAAGCUAUGGAGCAAGUGCUAAAGCUGGAUAAGGACUGUGAAGAAGCAGCCAGUGACCUCUUUUACUGCAAAGUGCUACAGCUUAUGGACCUUGGUUAUGAAGAAGAGCAAAGUGUGCUACUGCUUGAGAAGUACAGCACAGUACAGGGUGUUCUAGCAGCCAGAGCUGCCAACCAUGACUCUGCCCUUCUGCAGCCAGGAAGCCCUUGCCCUUCUCUCUGGGUGGGUAAUGUAACCACAGAACUGACAGAGAAGCACCUGCGGGACCUUUUCAAAAACUAUGGAGAAAUCGAAAGCAUCCGAGUGCUACACGAGCGGUUUUGUGCCUUUGUUAAUUUUAAGAAUGCUAACAUGGCCACACGUGCGAUGGAAAAGCUGAAUGGUUAUGGAAUAGAGAACACACGGUUAGUAGUCCGUUAUCCAGACAGACGUAUCCAGAGACCUUUACCUGUUCCUACUGCACCUCAGGCUGCAGGAGCUUCUGGGCCGAGGCGCAAAGGUCCUGUCAAUGGAGAUGAGUGUUAUUUCUGGAGGACCACUGGGUGUCACUUUGGGGACAAGUGUCGCUAUAAACACAUUCCUGAACAGAGGGGCAAAGACAGGAAGCCCUGGCAGCCCUGAAUCUCCAGUUUCUCUCUCUGUCUCUGUCUCUUUUUGUAUGUCUGUCUGACUUUCUGUCUCUGUCUGCCUCUCUCAGUCUAUCUCUAUCUCUCUGACUAAAUGGGACUGCAUGAGUUCAGGGACUUGUUUUUGUUUUGGAUACACAUAGGUUCUUUCAAUGGGAAAAGGACCUGUAUUGUCUUACUACAAAUCUGGUUCAGAUCAGAGAUGACCUCAGUGCCUUUGGGCGUUGCUUCAGCACUCUGAUAUCACUGCCAGCUUUUCAUGCUUGGGCAAGAGAGCGAAGAGGAAAGCGCUCCUGGGAACAGUGUGCAGCUUCUCUGAAGAGGGGAGGUUUGGGUGGUGCACAGAGCUGGGUGAUUGACCAAGCCACAGUCACUGUCUGCUGAGGUCUGUGGUCAGGCCUGCUUCAUCAUAUCGUCUCCUCUCUUCUCUUUUCCUGUGCCAGCACCACCAAACCAAAGGAGAGCCGCAGAUCAGUUCUGACAUUUCAGCUCAUCCCGAGCAAAUUCCUUUCAGACUGCUGAGGUGUGAUGAGGCCUUAGCUACAUGUUCUGCACAGCCUUAACAAGAGGAAUCUUGCACAAAAACAGAAAAUGCUACUAUUAAAACCUCCCACUAAAAGAUGCGUGGAUUUUUACCAAAGAAUAACACCCUGUCCUCUGUGGGGUUCAAAUCAAGGUAAAAAUAAUCCUUUGCAGAGAGGGGACACGCCAUUUUAUAUUUAUGCAUGAUGAUCAUGUGGCUUUUUUUUUAAGGUUAUGUUUAAAUAUACAAACACUCCAGGUUUAGUCAGCAGUGUGUUUGUGACCAUAUUUUGAUCUAUUUAACAUCAAGAAGUAAAAUGGUUGGAUGGGAGAAAGCUAAAUAAGUUCUGUUCUGUUUGCAAAGAGCCCUUGAUGUAUUCCUUUUUUUUAAUGGACACUAAUGUUAAAAUGGGGUAAAGCCAGCAUUUGCCAAAGAAAUUUGGAAUGUUGGAUCAUCUGUUAUUUUAACAUAUAUUUUGGUUUCAUGUAUUAUUGCACUUUAUACAUCAAUACACACUGCUAUUUGAAAUUUCAAGUAUUGAUAGAUUGGUAGACAGUAUAUGUUUUAACAGAGCUUUGGUUUCUUAUAGUAAGUGGAUACAUUUUCCCCAAGGUGUUGACUACAAUUCUUAGUAAUUAUAAGCAUUUUUAAUCUCUCUUCAUAAUGUUAAGUCUUGUAUGUUCGCCAUACUUUGUCACGGCUAUCAAAUCUUUUGAAGGGCUAUUGUUAUUCAUCCAUCUUUACAUGGUUUGGAACACAGUAAUGGGGUGAUUGCCACUACAGGCACUCUCCACUAACUGAAGAUCUUUGCUGCCAAAAAAAUAUUCUGUAAUGUGUAUUGUCAGGGAGUGGACCUUGAUGUUGGAUUAGUUUUCUUACUUGUUGGGAAAAAAAAUUACGAGGACCUCAUUGUGUAAGGCUAAGGAAAGUGCUGUUUGCAUUUUGUAGAACUGAUUUACUGAUGUUUAACAGAGGAUUAACCAAAGAGACACUAAUAUUAACCCUGGGAGUGCUAGUCCUAGAGACCUGCAGGUUAGUGUUUAGUCUGUUCAGAAACACUUUUUGCAACUCUCAAAAGGUUUAACAGUUGAUGAGCCAAGUUGGAUUUGUUAGAUGAAAGAAAACGCUAAACUGUGUAGUCUUUUUGACUUUGAAGACUAGAGUCUCACAUCCCUAAGUAGCACAAUGCUAUAACAGACCUUCAAACCACUACAGGCCACACUACCCAACAAAAAUGGUCAAAAGGCUCUAUCGGAGCUCCUUUUUCCAUUGCUAAAAUACAGUACAUUCAAUCUAAAUGUUAGCAUUAAUGGGAACAGUGAUAAUUUUUCACAUUUCUAGUUCUUCCGAGUGCCUUACUGAGACCAUUUCCAUUCAUGCUAGUCAUUUUAAACAUUGUAUAUUAAUUUUGGGUUUGCUGUCUGUCUUUAUGAAGUGGACCCCCAAUGCAGAAAAGACAACUGAAAUUGUAAGCACUUCAUUGGUUGCAAACCAAUAGUGUACCUGAUCAAUAGAGGAGUUUAACAUCUUUAUAAGUUUUGGAUAUUAAGGCCACUAAUAAACCAUAUGCCUUCCAUUAUUGUUCAUGAUGAUGCCAUGAACUCCUUCAAAAUUAGUUUUUCUCUGGUGGUAAUCCAUAAUAGAUUUUUACUCAUUGUCUCCCUUGUGCAGCAGGGCAAAAAUAAACAUGAAGAAUAAUCUCAAAUAUUUAUCCUUUCGCAGUAUCUUUAAGUCAUAGAAUAGAAUCAGAAGAAUUGUCCCCAAGAGCCUUCACUUAGCGGCAAAUGAUGCAGCUGAAGAGGGCGCACUAGCUCUGUUAUAUUAGCAAAGUUUCUCUGUUAUUACUCUUAUAUUUUUGUUUGCUAUUUCUGCCUCAUGUUUUAUUUCUUUGUUUUUGUGGCUUUUAAUGUUUUCCUUUGCAAAUGCCAUUUUGAACGCUUUUUUUCCCUCUGUAGAUAACGGUGUUCCAUCCUUAAGUGUUAUGAUAUUCUGCACUGUAUUGCCAAAGAGUUAAUUGUAAUAAAUUUAUAAAUGUACUGACUCCUGA